UCAGUCCUUGUUCGUUGGAUUUCCAUCAACAAUCCAUUCGGUUUCUAGUCCAUUGAUUUACUAGUUCUUGUUAUUUCGCUUAACCAAACCCAGCAGAACCUUAAAAAAUGUUGAUUACCAGAGCAUUGUUCAACCGGGCUCCUAAAGCAGACAAUUUCUGGAAACGAAGACGAGUCUUCAAAUUGACAGCCCACUACCGCGGGCGAAAAAGAAACUGCUACAGCAUAGCCAUUAAACAUGUCCACAGAGCUUUGGUUUAUGUAAAGAAAGGACGUCAAUUGAAAAAGAAAGACGCCAUUGAGCUGUGGCAGCAACGGAUUUCAGCAGGAUGCAGAGAACUGGGUUCUUCAUAUGAAGCUCUGGUUAGAGGAAUGGCCAGAUGCCAAAUUGCUCUCGAUAAAAAAACCCUUGCCAAUCUUGCCAUUUGGGAGCCAAGGACUUUCAAGUCCCUGACUCAGAUUGCUGCAGCCAAACUAAGGCAAGAGCCCAUCAAAGGCCUGAAUGACAUAAGCCCUCCACCACCAGGAGUAAUGACACGAGGGAUGUUGUAGGUUUCUUUUUCAUUGUUUUUUGAAUGGAGAGUUUGACAGAGCUGUAGAGUAUUCUAAUAAACUUUUGAACCAAAUA
This is a messenger RNA of Daphnia carinata, 627 nucleotides long. RefSeq names its product large ribosomal subunit protein bL20-like (gene mRpL20). Gene Ontology annotation, molecular function: rRNA binding; structural constituent of ribosome. NCBI's taxonomy places the organism in Eukaryota, Metazoa, Arthropoda, Branchiopoda, Diplostraca, Daphniidae. The transcript is spliced from 4 exons. The record is from RefSeq and is a predicted model, not a curated record. Gene Ontology annotation, biological process: translation; ribosomal large subunit assembly. Bases 108 to 551 code for a protein of 147 amino acids. Gene Ontology annotation, cellular component: ribosome.